Messenger RNA from Saccharomycopsis crataegensis, 714 nucleotides. It is a transcript of the gene SOP4, whose product is annotated as Sop4p. The coding region runs from base 1 to 714 and encodes 237 amino acids. Gene Ontology annotation, cellular component: EMC complex. The transcript has a single exon. NCBI's taxonomy places the organism in Eukaryota, Fungi, Ascomycota, Saccharomycetes, Ascoideales, Saccharomycopsidaceae. The record is from RefSeq and is a predicted model, not a curated record.
AUGCUAGGAGGUUUUAUUUUUAUAUUAUCAUUGAUAUCGCAGCUUGCAAGCUCUCAUUCUAUUACAGGGAAACUAGAUGUGCCAGUUUUGGGACCUCAGGAGAGCUUUGGCACCAACAUCCAUCUAACUGAUUUAGAGGAUCGCCGCAUCACCAAGGGUUUUUUACAACAGGAUGGAUCAUUUGAGUUUGUGGGGCUAAGUGAAGGUUCAUACUUGAUUGAAGUUGAUAUGUUGAAUUACAUUUUGGAAUAUCCAUGUAUCAAUGUCGAAAUCAAGAAGGAGGCUGUUUUGCAAGACGAUGGGACGUUAAAGGAAGAAACUGCAAUUAUGGCCUACGAGUAUCAAAUGGGUCAUCCAGUGCAUGAUCUCACUAAUGAAAUAGAAUAUCCAUUAGUGAUUUCACCACAUCCUAAACAUUCUACAAAAUUGUAUUAUGAACAGAAAAACAAAGGAUUGGCGGCGACAGGACAAUUGGGGGCCAUCAUCAGUAAUCCUUGGCUUCUUGGUGGUGGAUGCUUGAUGGCUGUGACUCUAUUACUCCCUAUGAUAAUUGAGAAAGUCGACCCGGAGUAUGCUGAAAAGAAGCUCAUGGCUGAUUUGGAUGAGGGAGACUCGCCGUCUGUCGACCAGUUAUUUCCUGCUACAAGUGGGGAGAAACAGCAGAUAGUCAUGGGUCAUCAACAAAGAUCGGGAAACAAGUCAAAUAAGAAGUAG